CAGUGACUCAUUUAGCUCCCCAUUCACGUUGGGUCCCUCGACGAACGCAACGAGUACUAUCAUGACCAUUAGUACUGUAAAGGUCCAUAUGGAUGAACUUUUCAGGGCUUCCGGCAACGAUAAGCCUGGUACCGACUCAGAUCUGGAUACCCUUCGGCUAAGAUAUGUCGGUGAGGUGGAUCUUCCUGAAUCCGAAGAGCCUCUAUUAAAAGAGUCAAAACGCCGUUUUGUUCUGUUCCCUAUUCAAUACCCCGAGAUAUGGUAAAUGUACAAAAAAGCAGAGGCUUCGUUCCGGACUGCUGAAGAAAUGGACUUGCAGAUGGACCUCUACGACUGGAACAACAAGCUUAACGAAAAUGAACGGCACUUCAUUUCCCACGUCCUCGCAUUUUUUGCGGCAUCCAAUGGCAUCGUUAACGAAAACCUGGUGGAGCGCUUUUCUAAGGAAGUGCAGGCCGCUGAGGCGCGUUGUUUUUACGGCUUCCAAAUCAUGAUGGAAAACAUCGACUCUGAGACAUAUUCUCUCUUAAUUGACACUUACAUCAAGGACCCUGCACGGCGAGAGUACCUCUUCGAUGCAAUCGAAACAAUACCAUGCAUAAAACUCAAGGCUGAUUGGGCUUUACGUUGGAUAACCGACCAUCGCUCCACCUUUGCGGAACGGCUAGUUGCAUUUGCUGCCGUAGAGGGUAUCUUCUUUUCUGGAUCAUUUGCAUCCAUCUUCUGGUUGAAGAAGCGGGGACUGAUGCCUGGCUUGACUUUUUCCAAUGAGCUCAUUAGUCGUGAUGAGGGCAUGCACACUGACUUUGCAUGUCUGCUGUUCAGUCACCUGAAGCGCCGUCCACACCCAGAGGUUGUCGAGCGUAUUAUUGUGGAGGCCGUAAACAUAGAGCAACAGUUCUUGACAGAUGCUCUCCCUGUCGGACUUAUCGGCAUGAACGCAAAACUCAUGUGCCAGUACAUUGAGUUUGUUGCUGACCGUCUUCUUGUCUCCCUCGGGAACGAAAAGGCGUACAACUCAAUCAACCCAUUCGACUUUAUGGACAUGAUAUCCUUGCAGGGCAAGACCAACUUCUUCGAAAAGCGGGUGUCGGAUUACUCGAAAGCCAAUAUCAACAUGACGGGAACCGUGGAGAAUGCUCCAACCAAGACCUUCUCUACCGACGAGGAUUUCUGAUGUGUCCUUAUCUAUGGAUCCUUAUUCGCAUUUUUGUAUCAAUAUUUUGUAAACUAUCUCACCCACCUGCGCUCCGCUCCUGAUUCC
Molecule: messenger RNA, 1264 nt
Organism: Guyanagaster necrorhizus
Lineage: Eukaryota; Fungi; Basidiomycota; Agaricomycetes; Agaricales; Physalacriaceae
Product: ribonucleotide reductase
Exons: 5
Coding region: 266-1177 (303 amino acids)
Biological process (GO): deoxyribonucleotide biosynthetic process
Molecular function (GO): oxidoreductase activity
Source: RefSeq, a predicted model, not a curated record